UCUCCUUUCCUCUUUCACUAACACAUUUAAACACAACAAUCUUGAACAUUCAACUGAUGACUUUAAUAAAAUUAAUAAUUUAGGUCGCAUUUUUGUUUUGUUUAACCUUUUAUCAGUUUCCGUAUAGUGAUGAGUGAUUAUUCUUCAAAUUACAAUAACAGUGCACUACAGAAAGCCCGCCAAGUCGCUGCCAAACUUCAAAUUGCUGGUCAAGUAAAUAACAAACGUUCACUUGACGACUUUGACGACGAGCCCAAUUCAAAACGCUUUAGUGGAGGUUCUGAUUGGUCAGGUAAUCCUUCGAUGAGUCCAGCACAUCUUCAACAAGCACAACAAGCCGCAGCUCAAGUUGCCGCUCGUCUCGGUCAGCCCGGUGGCUAUCAUCAACAAAACUCAACCAUUCCUAACCCAGAAGCUGUUCAAAAGGCAAAAGAAUUAAUCAGUAAAAUGAUUCCACAGAGUAGCGUGCCCGGAGUUCCAGGAAAUGGCCCACCAAACCCAAGACCUGGCUUAGGUGCAAAUAAUUAUGACGAAAUUAUGAUUCCCGGCUCAAAAGUCGGCUUGAUUAUCGGAAAAGGUGGUGAAACAAUUAAGCAGCUUCAGGAACGUACUGGUGCUAAAAUGGUCGUCGUUCAAGAAGGCCCAGGACAGGAGAUGGAAAAGCCUCUUAGAAUCUCUGGUGAUCCACAAAAAGUUGAACAUGCCAAGCAACUUGUUUAUGAGCUUAUUCAAGAUAAAGGCGACUCGCAGCAACAAAAUAAUCGUAACAAUUACAAUAAUAGACACCAAGAUCGUGGAGAUCAUGGCGGCGGUCAUGGUGGCGGUGGAAAUUAUGGCGGUGGACCACCAGGUGGUGAACAAAUGGAAAUUUUCGUACCGAAACUUGCUGUCGGAGUUGUCAUCGGUAAAGGUGGAGAUAUGAUAAAGAAAAUCCAAGCAGAAACUGGAUGUCGUUUGCAAUUCUUACAAACAAAGAAUGAUGGACCUGGAGAUCGUCGUUGUGUGAUCCAAGGAACAAAACAACAAGUUGACGAUGGCAAACGAAUGAUUGAAGAUCUCAUCGAAAGUGUUAUGAGACGUAAUAAUGAAGGACAUUGGAAUGGAGCUGGUGGUGGUAACAAUUCCGGAGGUUAUCAGCAACAUCAACAAAUGCAAGGUGGCGGUGGUGGUGGCGGCGGCGGCGGCGUUCAAGUAGUUCAAGAACAAUUUCAAUUUGUCGUGCCUGCAUCAAAAUGUGGAAUUAUUAUUGGUCGUUCUGGUGAUACAAUCAAACAGAUUAACUCACAAUCAGGAGCACAUUGUGAAAUGGACAGGAAAGUUUCUGCCAAUCAGACUGUUGAGAAAACAUUCACGAUUAAAGGUGAACAACAUCAAGUCGACGAAGCAAAGCGAUUAAUUCAAGAUAAAAUAAAUAUGGACAUAAAUCUUGUUCAUAUUGGAUCGCAAACUGUAACGCAACCAGCAAAUGGUUUUGGUGGACAAAAUGCUCAAGCACCUUAUCAACAAUGGGGUGGAUAUGGAGCUGGAAGCAAUCAAGGAUGGGAUCAGAACCAACCGGGACAUAUGCCUGGACAACCAGGACAAAUAGCUCAAGGACAACCAGAUUAUUCUCAGCAAUGGAUUGAAUAUUAUCGCUCAAUGGGAAUGACGAGGGAAGCAGAAGCAAUCGAAGCUCAGGUCAAAGCAAAACAGCAAAGUGGUGGACAAGUCUCAGGUCAUGCACCUCAGCAACCGACAAAUGGAGCCGCAGCAGCUGCAGCAGCAACAGCUACACAACAAGGUGCUGCAACGCAAGAUUAUAGCCAAGAGUGGGCUAAUUAUUAUCGUUCACUUGGAAAAAUUGAAGAAGCGGAAGCAAUUGAAAAGCAAAUUGCAACUGCAAAGGCAACACAGGCUCAACCACAAGCUGGCAAUGCUUAUCCAGGCGCUCAAAAUAUGGCUGCUUAUCAGCAAUUUCAACAGCAGUAUAAUGGAGGAUAUCAAGGACAACAAUAUCAGUAUCCUGGAGGUUAUCCAGGCGCUCAACAAAACAACUCCGACAAGAAUUGAGCGACUUAUGAUAUGAAAUCUUAAAAAGAAAAAGAAAAGAAAAAUUUGUUUUUCUUUGCCUGAUGAAAAUAUUUUUUGUGUAUGUACAGUUUGUCCUUCUCCUCAAUCCAUUCCCAACAAACAAACAACAAUCCAAUCCUCAAUUCAUUCUCAUUAUUGUAUUCCAUCAAAAGUGAAUUGCAAAGAAAUAAAGCAAGAAAAAGAGAAAAAAUCUAAAAAUUUGCACAAAUAAAAACCGAAAUACAAAUAAACAAAAAAAGUUUAGCAUUUCAUCGAUAAUUCAUCGAAAUAAAAAUGUGCGAGGAUAGGAAAAGGGAAAAAGGACACUUGGAGCGUCAACUUCAGUUUUUCUUAUUCUUCUUAUCUUUUUUAAUGUAAGAAAACGUGUUUUUUUUUCAUUUAUCUAAUUACAUAUAUUAUAAAUAUAUAAAUUACAUAAUUACUCAACACUUAGUAUGUAAGCUCGCAUCUCAAUUUCUUUUCUGAUUUAUUUAGUCCUGAUGCUGUUUUUUUCUUAUAUUUUUACUAUCGAAAUGAUGAAAGUAUUUAAAAGAAAAGAUAAUAAUAAUCUUUAGAUAUAUGAAAAUUUAAAUCACAUACAAACAUUAUAGCGUAGCAAAUGAAGCAAACAUUUAGCAUAAUUCUUGAUAAAUAUUAUUGAAAAGUUAAACAAUUUUAAUACAUUUUUUAAUGUGACUUUGUAAAAGCAUACUUGAGCAGUAAGCACACAGCAUUGACCAGGCGUCAGGACGCGAGUUAGUGAGAGAGAAAGAAAUAAAAAAUAUGCAAACAUGAUUUAAUUGCAAGCUAUUCGGUUAAAUAGACGGAGAAACUAAAUCUUCCCCGGAACAUAGCGAACUGACAAUUAAAAACAUUAAUUUUUCGUUCUAUCGAUGAUCCUUUACAUGCAUUGCACUUGAUGAUAAAAUAUUUAUGUGAUCAUAGUUCAUUGAUUCGUUUUUUUUCUUAAUUUUUUUAUGUUAUUUAAUUUCUGUUUGGCAAUUUGUCAUUCACAUAUGAAAAUGAAUUUUUUUUUAUUUCUCUUUCUGACAAAUAACAGUAGAAAGUUAUUGAAACAUGUCAACGAUUGAUGUCACAAUUUACAUUCAAUCGAAGGGUAAGAUGAUGAAUAAAGAAAUUUAUUUACCAUUUCAUGCGAUUUAAGAAUUGUAAUAUUUAUUUUAAAUAAUAAUUGCAUAUUUCUUUAACUUAAGCAUUGAUUGACACUCUUAAUAAUGACAUAAAAUUGUAUUGAAUUUAUUUCACAUAUAUUUGAAAUAUUUUAUUCAUAUAUUUGAUUAUUAUGAUGAAUAU
This is a messenger RNA of Clunio marinus, 3363 nucleotides long. The record is from the annotation of a GenBank genome assembly. Lineage: Eukaryota; Metazoa; Arthropoda; Insecta; Diptera; Chironomidae.